AUGUCGGAUCAUGUCGUUUACGGGAAGCCGCUUGUUGUGACGGAGGAGAGGCUGCGGGAGGCUCGGGAAAAGCAGGUGAAACAAAAGGCCCUAAAGGAGGCAUUGGACAGGCAAAUAGCACAAAGUAAGCGACACAGGCUCGAUAAUGACGCUCUUGGCAAGAAGGAUAAUGUGGUGCGGGGAGACGCAAUUCGACAGCAGUAUAAGUUCAGUUACAAGGAUGGUCAUGGUAAAUUUAUUCUGCAGAAUGAUGGCCCGGAGUUGCAUGAGCAUCCAACUCAAACAGUAUUGAGUACAUUUACUGUUAAUAAUGCAAAUAACAAUAACGCUGCGGCGCUGAACAUAAUCCCCGGGCACAGGAAACCAUUGGAUCUUCUUCCCAAUAAGCGACCACCGUAUCAGUCAAAUUCCCUGCCGCCGAACUUUUCAAUGAGCACUUCAGAAGCAAACCCCUUAGCGCCAAAACGAACCGAAUACGACACCAACUCUCUUCCGUUGGAUUUUGUGUAUAAUAGUAAAAAACAAGACGGUGGUUUGGUCAAAGCGUCACCGAAAGCACGAGAGUCAUUUCCGUUGGGCGUGUCCCCUAAACGUAGUCCGAGGACUGUGGGGUUGAUAACGGAAAGCAGCUAUCAAACAAACUGCCUUCCACGUAACUUUAGCCUAGAGGAUGUGAAGAGGCUGUUGCCAGAGGGUCAGGCCUCACCGCAUCCAUCGCCGCCGCAGCAGUCGUCGCCCCUUGCGAGUCCCGGACUUGCAAGACAAGUUACUGGUGUGGCUCCGCCUUCGUACUCUCGAGCAAAUGCACCUGCGAAGCACCACGUUGGUUGCCUUCCUCCGUUGGAGGUCGCGGAUGGGUUAGCCGGUCGGCGAAAAUCUGGAGAACCCCCGCCGGCACUUGAACCUGUUGGUUCACCUCCACGUGAACUUUUAGGCGCCCCGGCCCUGAACGGGAAAAGCUCAGGGCGGCCAAAGUUGAAGCAGUUGUCGACGCCGCGACGACCUUCAAAUGACGCGCGUGGGCGACCCUCGGCGGGUGGACUGGCACCUCGCAAUGGUCAGGCGCGGGCAACCGAGAGGAAGGUGGAACAGCUGCAAAAAGAGUUGGAGUCCCGCGACUUCCAAAUGGCAAGAAUGCGAGAAAAGGAAAAGAAUUGGGAGGAGCAGGUUAAACAGCUGAAAAUAGAAUUAAAGAGUGCCAGGAAAAAGGAGCGAGAUUUGAAUAAACUCGUGAAGGAAGGACCACGAAGGGCGGAGACGGCGCCUGACCAGCCUAUCGUCUCCGCGCCUAUGCUGGGAUCUCCUGGACAACCUUUGAAGAAGGGCCUUGGAGCUCCGUUAGCUCUUGGACCGGGGCGAAGGCAAAAAUUUGCGAAGAGUUGCAUUUUUAAUCAAGAAACAUUCCGCCCCAUCAGUGCACCGUCGGACGCUGUCUCAACCUCAUUUGUUCCUCAGCAACAAAAUAUCGUGUCACUUAUGCAGGACUCCUUUAAAUGUGCCUCCGCCUUGACGCGAAAAACUGCCUUUGGCUUACCGGAAGAAAACGCCAACCGUCCUGUGCCCAUAGAAUACCAUCAUCUCCUGCAGUUUGUGAAGGAGCAGAUCAUCACGCAACAACAAGCGGAUGCUUUGUGGCGGCUUUUUAGUAACGAGGAUUCACCACUCACGCUUAUUCACCGGCAGUCUUCAACUGUUAAGUUGUCAGGUGAGGUAGCGGUCAACAGCACUGACAGUUAUUUGGUUCUUGAGAAUAGGGCGAAGGCAUUCAGCUCUGACGACAAUGAAGAGAAGCGGAAACAAAAUGAAGUGGAGGAAGACGAGGACGAGGACGAGGACGAGGAAGCAGAUGUGGAAGAAGAAAAUAAAUUAGUUUGCAGCAAUGGACACGUGCAUGAGGAACUUGGGACAGAAGAUGGCACUUUUGAGACAUUUGCAGAACUUCACCUGGGAGAGUGUCCAUCUCUGGAUGAGACGGGUGAGGAAUAA
Messenger RNA from Trypanosoma conorhini, 1986 nucleotides. RefSeq lists its product as uncharacterized. Lineage: Eukaryota; Euglenozoa; Kinetoplastea; Trypanosomatida; Trypanosomatidae. The transcript has a single exon. The record is from RefSeq and is a predicted model, not a curated record. The coding region runs from base 1 to 1986 and encodes 661 amino acids.